Molecule: messenger RNA, 303 nt
Organism: Ostertagia ostertagi
Lineage: Eukaryota; Metazoa; Nematoda; Chromadorea; Rhabditida; Trichostrongylidae
Source: the annotation of a GenBank genome assembly
AUGAAUGGGUUAAACAAUGCAAGUACGAGUCAUCCCCAUGGAGUGAUAGAGGAAUGGGUUAUGGGAGAAAACAUCUGGAUGAGUACAGACAAUAAAAUGGACAAGACAGAUGCAGCUGUAGAGAUGGUAUGGCAAAAGAGUCUCGUUAUUGGAUGUGCAGCAGUAUCGUGCGACACUAUGACGCUGAUAGGCUGCACUACAAAUUCACGUAUUAUGCCUGCAACAUCAGUUAAAGUGCUGAGAUUCAGGAACACCGUUGGAGCUCUGAUAUAUGACGUGGGAGAGCCGUGCACUACGAAAUGA